Molecule: messenger RNA, 2328 nt
Organism: Exophiala mesophila
Lineage: Eukaryota; Fungi; Ascomycota; Eurotiomycetes; Chaetothyriales; Herpotrichiellaceae
Exons: 2
Coding region: 50-2029 (659 amino acids)
Biological process (GO): ribosomal large subunit biogenesis
Cellular component (GO): nucleolus
Molecular function (GO): RNA binding; GTP binding; GTPase activity
Source: RefSeq, a predicted model, not a curated record
UUCCUCACUUUAUCCUCUACCACAACUCUCGAUUGAGUUGCCAUUCAAGAUGAAAACGACUUGGAAGGAUAUUGCACCGGUGCCUACCUCGCAAGAAUUUAUUGACAUUGUCCUCAGUCGCACCCAGAGAAGGCUUCCCACACAGAUUCGUGCCGGGUUCAAAAUCAGCAGAAUUAGAGGAUUCUACACUCGAAAGGUCAAGUUCACCUCUGAAACCUUCUGCGAGAAACUGCAGGCCAUCCUUGAAGGAUUCCCUCGGCUGCAAGAUGUUCAUCCUUUCCACAAAGAUCUCCUCAACACUCUGUACGAUGCAGACCACUUCAGGAUCGCCCUGGGAACCCUGUCUACUGCAAAACGUUUGAUUGAAACCGUGGCAAGAGACUAUGUCAGACUCCUCAAAUAUGCGCAGUCUCUGUUUCAGUGCAAGUCUUUGAAACGUGCUGCACUAGGCCGGAUGGCCACCAUCUGCAAGAGACUGAAGGACCCAUUGGUAUAUCUUGAGCAAGUCCGACAGCAUCUGGGCCGUCUCCCAAGCAUUGAUCCCAACACUCGAACACUCCUUAUUUGCGGCUAUCCCAAUGUCGGCAAAUCCAGCUUUCUCAAGUCGGUGACCCGAGCUGACGUCGACGUUCAACCUUACGCCUUUACCACGAAAUCUCUGUUUGUCGGCCAUUUCGACUACAAGUACCUUCGAUUCCAGGCAAUUGAUACCCCGGGAAUUCUCGACCACCCAUUAGAGGAAAUGAAUACCAUUGAAAUGCAGUCUAUUACAGCCAUUGCACAUUUGAGAUCUGCAAUUCUCUACUUUAUGGAUCUUUCGGAACAAUGUGGCUACUCAGUGGCUGCUCAGAUGGCUCUUUUUACCUCCAUAAAGCCUCUAUUUGCAAACAAACUGGUCUUUAUUGUGAUUAACAAAACCGAUGUCAUGAAGCCAGAGGAUCUGGACCCCGAGACGCAACAACAGCUCCAAGAUUUGUUGACACAAAACUCGAACACGGAACUGUUGCAACUCUCUUGCGUCACAAACGAAGGCGUACAAGAGGUCAAGAAUGCCGUGUGUGAUCGCUUGAUUGCGGAUCGAGUGGCUGCGAAGUUAAAAUCUGGACAAGCCUCCCAGUCUGCCACUGACGAUGCCCCCAGCGGCAGACUUGGUGAUCUUUUGGCCAGAAUUCACGUUGCAAGACCCCUCCCUGGAUCUGUCAGCGAGACAUACAUUCCUGAAGCCGUCAAAUCUGGCACCUACAAAAAAUAUGAUAAGAACGACCCAGAAAGAAAAAUGUUGGAGCGUGAUCUGGAAGAGCAGAACGGAGGAGCUGGUGUUUACAACAUCGACCUCAAAAAGACAUACGACUUGGCCAAUGAUGAAUGGAAUCACGACAAAGUGCCUGAAUUCUUCAAUGGCAAGAACGUGUUUGACUAUGUUGAUCCUGAUAUUGAAGAGAAGCUGGCCGCCCUUGAAGCCGAGGAAGAACGUCUCACUGCCGAAGGUUUCUAUGACGAAAGUGAUAGCAUGGAAGAUGAAGAAGACGCGGAGAUCCGUAUGAAGGCAGAUUUGAUACGGACCAAGACCGGAUUGAUGAAGAAUGAAGCCAGGAUGAAGAAGAGUCUCAAGAACAAGGCACAGAUCCCGAGGGCCAAGAAACAACGUACCGUGGGACAGAUGGAGAAGCACUUUCACUCUAUUGGACUGGAUGCCUCAGCUCCAACCGAUCGUGCAAGAGCCCAGAUUCGAAAUGCUCGACCUGCAUCGACCAUGGGCGACGAAAUGGAUCUGGACACACCUUCAGCGCGUGCCAAGUCGGUGUCUCGUGCCCCCAAGACCAACCGUCUGACGGACGGAUUGGGCAAGACAGCUACUGGCAUCACAGAUCCAGCCACACGCACCAAGGCUGAACGGAUCGCUAAGCUUGGUCAACGACAAAUGAACCGGAUGGCCAGACAGGGUGAAGCAGAUCGACACGAGACCGCAUCUCUCCCUGCACAUUUGCUCAAGGGCAAGAGGAAAAUGGGCACCAAUAGAUCAAGGUAGAUGGUUUUCUGGACGGCCGCUAUAUUGCUGUAUUGGCUGCUUGGAGAAUGUGAUGAUUUACGAAUCUGUGUCUGGAGUCCAAGGUAAUGCAGGCAUUUUAUGAUCAGGUGGGAAACUUGCCUUCAAUAGGCGGCGCUCAGGCACAUGGUUAGAGUGAUAAAACAUCUGGACAUGGCUGAUAUCAAAUACUUCCAGCGUCCGAGGGUCUGCUGUGUACCAAGGCUUUUGUCAUAAAAUGCCUUGGUCAGGUGGAUGCAUUAUUGAUGAUUGCGAGACAAUGAUACACAGCUGUCAUAAAC